Angiostrongylus costaricensis is the source of this 357-nucleotide messenger RNA. The record is from the annotation of a GenBank genome assembly. NCBI's taxonomy places the organism in Eukaryota, Metazoa, Nematoda, Chromadorea, Rhabditida, Metastrongylidae.
AUGGCCGCGGAACAGACAUCUCCGUUGGAGGAAAUUACUCAGUGCUACGAAUCUGCCACAGCUACUCAGCAUCCAGUUGACUACAGCUUUUCCCUACACGAUCGAGUCUUUGAUGAUGCAUUACCAGUACUUGAUGUGGAUGAAGUGGAUAGGAUUCUACAAGAAAUAGAAAACGAAUUGAGCACUAACGGUAAUUCGAAUAUCACCAUCUCAAUGACGCCGUUAGCAUCCGCAAUACUCAACUAUGAUUUUGGUUUGCCUGACACAAAUGCUGGGUACGAAGUAGUGGAAGUUGUUGGACCAGAGCGAAAAACUCCUGUGUGCCUUAGAGACGUCGAAGAGAGCGCUGGUUCAUAA